Molecule: messenger RNA, 2502 nt
Organism: Centrocercus urophasianus (Greater sage-grouse)
Lineage: Eukaryota; Metazoa; Chordata; Aves; Galliformes; Phasianidae
Gene: ALOX5
Product: arachidonate 5-lipoxygenase
Exons: 14
Coding region: 12-2036 (674 amino acids)
Biological process (GO): linoleic acid metabolic process; lipid oxidation
Cellular component (GO): nuclear envelope
Molecular function (GO): iron ion binding; arachidonate 5-lipoxygenase activity; protein binding
Source: RefSeq, a predicted model, not a curated record
CCGGUGGGACCAUGCCGUCCUACACCGUCACCGUGGCUACGGGCAGCCAGUGGUUCGCGGGCACCGACGACUAUGUGUACCUGAGCCUGGAGGGCACUGCGGGCUGCAGCGAGAGGCACCUCCUGGACAAACCCUUCUACAACGACUUCGAGCGCGGCGCGGUUGACUCCUAUGACGUGACGGUGGAAGAAGACCUUGGAGAAAUUCAGCUAAUUAAAAUUGAGAAACGAAAAUAUUGGUACCAAGAUGACUGGUACCUUAAGCACGUCACUGUCAAAACACCACUGGGCGAUCAUCUGGAAUUCCCAUGUUACCGUUGGAUUACAGAUGAGAAAGAAGUUGUCCUUCGAGAUGGAAGAGCAAAGCUCCCCCGGGAUGACAAGACCCAGAUACUCAAGCAGCACAGACGCAAAGAGCUUGAGGAUCGUCAGAAAAUGUACCGCUGGAAGGAGUGGCAUCCUGGCUUUCCAUUGAGCAUUGAUGCCCAUUGUCACAGUGAGCUGCCCCGUGACAUCCAGUUUGACAACGAGAAAGGAAUCGACUUCAUUCUGAACUACUCCAAAGCGAUGGAGAAUCUCUAUAUCAACCGUUUUAUGCACAUGUUCCAGUCUUCCUGGAGUGAUUUUGCAGAUUUUGAGAAGAUCUUUGUGAGAAUCAGUAACACAAUCUCUGAAUAUGUGAUGCAGCACUGGAAAGAAGAUUUUAUGUUUGGCUACCAGUUCCUGAAUGGCUGCAAUCCUGUGCUGAUACGGCGAUGCACAGAGAUUCCCAAGAAAUUGCCAGUGACCAUGGAUAUGGUAGAAUGCAGCCUGGAAAGGAACUUGACCCUGGAGGAAGAAGUGAAGCAAGGAAACAUUUUCAUUGUGGACUAUGAACUGCUGGAUGGCGUGGAUGCCAAUAAGACAGACCCAUGUACAAUACAGUACUUGGCUGCACCCAUCUGUUUGCUGUACAAGAAUCUGGAGAAUAAAAUAGUACCCAUUGCAAUCCAGCUUGGUCAAAAGCCUGGGCCAGAAAAUCCCAUUUUCCUUCCUUCAGAUGCCACCUAUGACUGGCUGCUGGCCAAAAUUUGGGUUCGCUCAUCUGAUUUCCACAUCCACCAGACAGUGACCCAUCUCUUACGGACACACCUUGUCUCAGAGGUGUUCAGCAUUGCCAUGUUCCGGCAGCUGCCUGCUGUACAUCCCCUCUUCAAGCUGUUGGUGCCACACAUGCGAUUCACAAUAGCCAUCAACACCAAAGCUCGAGAACAGCUCAUCUGUGAAUGUGGCCUUUUUGACAAGGCAAAUGCCACAGGUGGAGGAGGACACGUGCAAAUGGUUCAGAAAGCAAUGAAAGAUCUGACUUACAGCUCACUCUGCUUCCCUGAAGAUAUCAAAGCUAAGGGGAUGGACAGCAAAGAGGAUAUCCCCUACUACUAUUACCGAGAUGAUGGCAUUAGAGUUUGGGAGGCAAUAAAGAGUUUUGCAGAGGAUGUGAUUCAAAUCUACUACGAGAGCGAUGAGGUGGUGUGUGAGGAUGUGGAACUCCAGGCCUUUGUCAAAGACAUUUACAUGUAUGGGAUGAGGGGCGUGAAGGCCUCAGGGUUUCCUAAGGUGAUCAAGACACGGGAGAAACUAGCAGAAUAUCUCACAGUGAUAAUAUUCACCACAUCAGCCCAGCACGCAGCUGUGAAUUUUGGUCAGUAUGACUGGUGCUCCUGGAUUCCCAAUGCCCCACCGACAAUGCGCUGCCCUCCUCCGACAGAAAAGGGGACAGUCACCAUCGAGCAGAUUGUGGAGAGUCUGCCAGACAGAGGGCGUUCUUGUUGGCAUCUGGGAGCUGUCUGGGCCUUGAGUCAGUUCCAGGACAAUGAACUGUUUCUGGGCAUGUAUCCGGAUGAACAUUUUGUGGAGAAGCCGGUGAAAGAGGCGAUGGCAAAAUUCCGCAAGAAUCUGGAUGAGAUCGUCAGCGCCAUCACUGAGCGCAACAAGAACAAAAAGCUCCCUUACUACUACCUGUCCCCAAAUCGCAUUCCCAACAGUGUUGCUGUUUGAGCAACAAGGAGAGCUCAGCAGAGUAUAAACCCAGUGCAUGUUUUCCUGUUACAUAUGGUUCACAUUAGAGACCUUUCAGAGAUUUGUAAAAUAACAAACACGCCCUCUCCAUCAGAGCUGACCCAUACUCUAUUUUGGCUUUUAAAGCAAAUUUAACUAUGACAAAUCUUGCACACAGUUUAGCUGGUGACUCCUUAGGUCAAAUUUUUUACAAGCUUAUAUCACCAAGAUUUUUAUAUUACUCUUAGAAUCAAUACCUGCAUUAGUGUUAGCUUUCCCUUUCCCAAUCAGAACAAAGAAAUCACAGAAAUUACACUGCUUUCAAGCUGAGUACUGCCACGCUGUGUGUGAGAAUUGGACAUAGCAGUGAAAAGGUACUGAAUGAAGAUGGGUGUCUUCACGUUCCUCAUUUCGCUCAUCUGAUUCAAUGAAAAUAGUAUCAGGAGCAAUAAACAGGUCUUUUAAA